This is a messenger RNA of Sphenostylis stenocarpa, 234 nucleotides long. NCBI's taxonomy places the organism in Eukaryota, Viridiplantae, Streptophyta, Magnoliopsida, Fabales, Fabaceae. The record is from the annotation of a GenBank genome assembly.
AUGGUGUCCAAUGUGCCUUGUGGGCUAAUUAUUCUAUCUACAGGUGCAAGUGCUAGGCCCACCAAAAUCAGUGACAAGCUUGUCUUGGUGCCUUUGUUGUGUACCCUCAUUUCUCAAUCAUUUGUUAGGCAAAGGAGAACUUCAAGAAUUUUGCACCACUCAACUCUUGGUCCUACAAGGGAACCACCUACCACCUCAAUUUUGUUUCUAAAGAAUAUGGAGUACAUUGACUAA